GAUCAAAGGCGUUUGCAGCAGACCGCCCAGGAUAGCCGCGGAGUCACAGAGCUCUGCUUCUCCUUCUGUUCGCGGAUCGUAACGGCUUCAUAUCAAGAUGUUUACACCACGAGACUAGCCCGCAAAGAUCUGCCUUUUCUUCCGUUCUUCUCUGGCGAUAAACCAGGCGCGCGCGCAGUAAUGGGAAGACGCGGCGUGUUUUCAUUAGGUCACAUUUCCGAAGAAUGAUCCAUCCAUCUGUCGAUCACGUUUUACGAGCACAGACAUCCUUCUUCACGCAUUGGACGUAGACUUUCGGAGCACAUGAGAGUUUUGAGCAUACACGGUGCUUAAACAGAGCAAACCAACAGUUUUUUAUAAACACUUGGACCGAAUUUCAGGGUCUCGUCGCUUCGCUGACUCUCUUGAUUUGAUCUCUGGAUGUAUUUUUGCAGCUCUUGUGUCCUGGAGUGGUGUGCACCGUGCCAAACGCGCACAGAUGUUGUGAAAUAACCCAUGAUGUUGCAGUUUUGGGGGUUUUGGCUGAGAUGUGUCAUAUUUCAUUCACUAAACUUUAGUGUUGCUCUGUUUGGCCAUGAGUCUUCAUCAUCAUCAUCAUCAUCAGUAGCAGCAGCAGCAUCAUUAGAAAGCAUUUGUGUGUAACCACGUUGAUGCUUGCCUUUUAAUUUUAAUAUUCACGAAUGUGACACUUUCAGUUCAGAAAGCUUCAGUUUAGUCUUCUAGUUGCGCAUCAUCUUCAGAAAGCUGUAUGAUUUUAGGGACGUGGCAUGUAUUGCGAUUGAUGUGUGAUACAUGCAUGACAUUAUUGGCCACUUUAAUGCUGCUUUAAGUUCAUAAAGCGUCAUCAUCAUCUUCAGUGUGUUUGCAGGCAUUUAAUAUGCAACAUUGACACAUGUUGGCUGUGCAUACUAAUAUAUAUUUCACAAAUGCUGCUUUAACUUUUUAAAAGUGCAUUUAUGUUCAUAUACACGCGUAAUACCAUCAUUGCCAUUUUCAGAAAGCAGUGUGUUUGCUGGCACUUUGCUUGCUUUUGAGGCGUUUUAAAAUUCAUUAAUGUAAUGUCUUUUGGCUGAGCAUAUCAUUAUAUGCUACUUAAAUGCUGCUUUAACUUGAUAGAGUACAUUUAAGUCCAUAUAGUUUCAAUUUCGUGUCCUAGAUGGGCAUUAACAGUGCGUAGAUUGGUUUGGCUGUGCUUAACACUUUGUUGCUCUGGCAUUUAAGACCUUAGUCUCAUCUCGGUCUCCCAGAUGAGAUGUUGCAUGACUGCUCUGACACUAAAGGAAGCUGGUUUUGAAGCCGUGAGCGCGCAAUGACGCUGUUGUUGUGCGCAGAUGUGUUGACGCCACCUGUGGUCUCUUAAAUCGAUCGAUUCAGGAAGAUUUAGGCUCUUUGACCAGGAGAGAGUUCAGUUUGCACGGCUGCCGCGUCGCUUGUGCUAUCUAAGCAAGUUUAGGUGUGUAUCGUCGUGCGUCACGCGUAAGUGGAGAGUUUAAAUGGUGUUCCGAAAGUUACCCGGUGUUUCAGCAUCGGGCAUGGGGCUUCGUCUGUCUCAGAAAUUCGUGUUUCUGUUGUUCCUGUCGGGGUUGGUUACUCUGUGCUUCGGGGCACUCUUCUUUCUCCCCGACAGCGUGCGCCUCAAGCGCAUCUUCCUCUCCAAGAACGAGAAUCCCGCGGUGACAGUUGGCUCCGACAAUGAGCUUUCCAAAAAGGUGCCAGGGGAUCCAGAGCAUCUGCGGGCGGGUUUAAAAGGGGGCGAGGGGGCGAAUGUCAAGCUCAAAGUGAGCCGCAAGCCCUCGGUCACCCAUGGAGCGAGAACCGUGGAGAGAUCUGUUGGGAGUAGAGCGCAGGACGAGAGGAGUCCGGCGAGGGCGCAGGAACCGGCGGCCAGAGACGAGCGGGUCACCUCGGCCGCUCAUAACGGGGAACGCGCCAGCGCUUACAGCUAUGAGGCGUUUAAAAAGUGUCUGCUCAAACCAGCUUUGGGGAAGAACAAGGGAACUCCAUCGGAUUCCGAGACGCUUCAGCGGAGGGAGAAAGUUAAAGAGAUGAUGAAGUUUGCCUGGGACAACUACAAACGUUACGCUUGGGGACAGAAUGAACUUCGACCUCUGACCAGGAACGGACACAUCGGGAAUAUGUUUGGCGGACUCAGAGGCGCUUCAAUCGUGGAUUCUCUGGACACGCUGUACAUCAUGGGUCUGAUGGAGGAGUAUGAGGAAGCCAAGGAAUGGGUCCAAAACAACCUGAACCUGAUCUCGAAUGGAGAGGCGUCACUGUUCGAGGUGAACAUCCGUUACGUUGGCGGACUUCUCUCUGCGUACUACCUGACGGGAGCUGAGAUAUUUAAGCAAAAGGUGGUGGAGCUGGGUGAGAAGUUGUUACCAGCCUUCAACACACCCACCGGCAUUCCCAGAGGAGUCAUUAACCUGGGCAGCAGUGGCACCAGCUGGAGUUGGGGCUGGGCAUCGGCUGGCAGCAGCAUCCUGGCAGAGUUCGGCACGCUGCACCUGGAGUUCCUUCACCUGUCCCAACUCUCCGGAAACCCCCUGUUCACAGAGAAGGUGAUGAACAUCCGAAAGCUGCUGAACAAAAUUGAGAAGCCUCACGGUCUGUAUCCCAACUUCCUGAGUCCCGUCAGCGGCAACUGGGUACAGCAUCACGUGUCUAUCGGAGGUCUUGGGGACAGUUUCUACGAGUACCUGAUCAAAUCCUACCUGAUGUCAGACAAGACGGAUCAGGAGGCCAAGAAGAUGUACUACAGCGCCAUGGAGGCCAUCGAGACGAACCUGGUGCAGAAGUCUCCGGGUGGACUGACGUAUGUGGCCGAGUGGCGAGGAGAUGGGCAUCUGGCCUGUUUCUCCGGCGGGAUGAUUGGGAUCGGCGCUGACGACGGCCCGGCGGAACAGAAGCAGCACUACCUGGACCUAGCCGCUGAAAUCACUCACACCUGCCACGAGUCCUACAGCCGCUCAGCCACCAAACUUGGUCCGGAGGCGUUCCGCUUCGAUGCAGGAGCCGAGGCCACAGCCACCCGACUGAGUGACCGCUACUACAUCCUGAGGCCAGAGGUCAUCGAGAGCUACAUGUACAUGUGGCGUUUGACCCACGACCCCAAAUACAGGCAGUGGGGCUGGGAGGCCGUGGAGGCGCUGGAGAAGCACUGUCGUGUAGACGCGGGUUUCUCAGGAAUCAGAGACGUGUACGCCUCCACAGUCAGUCACGACAACAUGCAGCAGAGCUUCUUCCUGUCCGAGACACUCAAAUACCUGUACCUGCUGUUCUCGGACGAUGAUCUCCUGCCGCUGGAGGACUGGGUGUUUAACACAGAGGCUCAUCCGCUGCCCGUUAUACGCAAGACAUGCCUGCAGGAGCACGGAGCCAAACAAGACCAUGGACAGACCGACCUGGAGUAGAAUUUACCAUCACACACACACACACACACACAUGGAUUCAACCUCACGGGUCCUGACAUGGAUUCUCAGCUCCUUUCCUGUAAAGGAUCUCUUAUAUACAUAAAUAUAUGCUGUGAUUGUAUAUCUCUGAGCCGAGGCUUCCCGCUCUCCUCGGCGGAUGGAAGCUGGCGCAAUUUUCGGUGGACAAUCAGUGAAACGUGACUUUCAUGAGAAGAGCACCUUUUUUUCUUUGCUUCUUU
Cyprinus carpio (common carp) is the source of this 3652-nucleotide messenger RNA. RefSeq names its product mannosyl-oligosaccharide 1,2-alpha-mannosidase IA-like. Gene Ontology annotation, biological process: N-glycan processing; carbohydrate metabolic process. The record is from RefSeq and is a predicted model, not a curated record. NCBI's taxonomy places the organism in Eukaryota, Metazoa, Chordata, Actinopteri, Cypriniformes, Cyprinidae. Gene Ontology annotation, molecular function: calcium ion binding; mannosyl-oligosaccharide 1,2-alpha-mannosidase activity. Gene Ontology annotation, cellular component: Golgi membrane; extracellular exosome; endoplasmic reticulum.